Rubroshorea leprosula is the source of this 853-nucleotide messenger RNA. The record is from the annotation of a GenBank genome assembly. NCBI's taxonomy places the organism in Eukaryota, Viridiplantae, Streptophyta, Magnoliopsida, Malvales, Dipterocarpaceae.
UAUUGUUAUUUACAGUAAUUGAAGGAGUUCUAUUCAACCCAUGCUUACUUUGGCAUCCAUGAGGGUAUCUUUAAAGUGGAGUGAGAGUAGCUGGAAUGACAUUGAGACUGGUUUUGAUCAUUUCGUCAUACACCAAAAGUUCCCACUCCUUAUGCCUGACAUAUUAAUUACAUUCUUACUUAGGAACAGAGAUGAUUAUAUUGAUCAUCAUCUAGUUUUAUCUGUGGCCCGUGGAAGUAACUGUUUUUAGUAACUGAGAAGGGAGUAUAAAGUUUGUAGUAAUUUCCAGUUAAGACUAUAUGAUUAUUUCAAGAACUCCAUGGGAGUAAGUUUUAAGAUUUGUGAGGAAGCUUGUCAAAUUUCAUUACUUGAGGGUAAAAAAACAUGCACAAUGUAGUUGCUUCGUUUUGGUUGUAUUUUUUUGGGACAACAGCAUCUUCCUGAGCCACUUUUCCAGUUUUCCUUGUGGCCCUGUUUGUGACAUAAGAAACAUACAGGCAACAUAUUCCAUGUCAAAGGUAAUGAUAAUGCAAUGGCCACAAGCGGAUCUUUCCACCGAAAUUAACUUUUUCCUUUUUGACAUUGGAGAUGGUGUGUGUAUGUAUCAACUCAGAAAUGGCUCACUUUUAUCAUAAUAGCGCAGUUGGAAUAUAUGUUGAUAAUGCUAGUUUGUUUCUUGUGCAAGUUAUGCCAGCAAUUGUGUUUCCUGGACUUACUUGUUUUGUCAGAUCAAUCUCAUCUCCUCCCUUUUUCACAUCAUCUUUCUUUCUCGCCUUUACAUUCUCUAAUUUCGUUGUCCCAAUGAUGAAAUAUGUCUUUUGUUGUAUCCUGUGGAUCUAUUCAUAUUCAAUUC